Messenger RNA from Mugil cephalus (flathead mullet), 1732 nucleotides. RefSeq names its product CD209 antigen-like protein D. The record is from RefSeq and is a predicted model, not a curated record. The transcript has 5 exons. NCBI's taxonomy places the organism in Eukaryota, Metazoa, Chordata, Actinopteri, Mugiliformes, Mugilidae. The coding region runs from base 931 to 1455 and encodes 174 amino acids.
GUUACCUGAAUGUUGUAGCUUGAUUGUGUUUCUUGAGAUUUGCUGGUGCUGUCGUUGGCAGUCCAGUCAUCAGACUCCAUCAUUGUCCUCAGUUCAAGCAGAUGGGUUAAGUGUGUACAGCUAGGUGAACUAAGGUUCAAGUGUGGAGUGGACGAUGAUGCAGUGUAAAGUUAACGCAGCCUCCUGUUUGCACUUGCACUCUAACACGAUUAACCAAUGACCACGACUUUUGAUUUCUGUGAUCCAACAUUAUUGGCUACCGAAACAUAACAAAAAAUAACAUGUAAUGAAAAUGCUGAUGAGAAAUGUAUGGGAGUAAAAGUCUCUGUUUUCUUUUGAAAAUGUAUUAAAGUAAAAGUGUUGUAUGUAAGGUAACCAUCAGCGUAACCAUCAAGUGUGAUUUGUUGCUCAGCCAACCACGUUCGUCUUGUCUGAAGCACGUGACUUCCUUAAAAAAGAACGUGCAAGAACUACAAACCACAGGGGUUUCAGUUGUUCAGAGAUCAUUUAGGAAAUAAUCUGCACUCGAAUGAGCCAUGGAGGAGGUUUAUGUCAACGUUAAACAAGUCAAGGCUGUCAACACAAGACAUUCAACCAAUCAAGCAGGUAAGAAUAAAUAGAGAGGCUUAGAUAUAUAUAUAUAUGUGUGUGUGUGUGUGUGUGUGUGUGUGUGUGUGUGCGUAAUCAUUUUAAUUUCUACUUUCGUACUGUUUAACUUUUUUAUUCUAUUUAGCUCCAAGAAACUCUGAGAGGAGUUUAUGUUUAGCUGUCACUGUCUUUUUGGGACUGUUGACUGUUUUCCUGUUGGUUGGCCUCAUCGUAGUCGGAGUCCUCUACCAUAACUCAGUCCAUGAUUCAGCUGUAGAGCUCUCAGCCAUAAAAGACAACCUGACUGAGCUCCUACAGACCAGCAAUGACAAACUCUCCUCCAUGACUGAAGAGAGAGACCUGCUGCACAUCAACCUGUCUAAAAUAAUUGAAGAGAGAGACCUGCUGAAUGCCAGCCUCAGUAAAAUGACUGAAAAAAUGGAAAGGCUUCAGACUUCAUCCAAACAGAACAAAAUAUGUCCUGCAGGAUGGAAAAUGUUCAAUUGUUCCUGUUAUUUCCUACAUGAAGAGUCUGGUUCCUGGGACAAAGGCAGACAGGACUGUAGAGACAGAGGAGCAGAUCUGGUGGUGAUAGACAGCCCUGAAGAACAGAAAUUCCUCGUGGACUUUACCAAGAGACCAACUUGGAUUGGUUUGAAUGACAGAGAUAAUGAAGGAAUCUGGAAAUGGGUUGAUGGGACUCCACUGACUCUGAAAUACUGGAGAACAAAUCAACCUGAUAAUGGAGGUGGAAUCCCAAAGUAUGGUGAAGAAAACUGCGUUCAUAUCAGAAGUGAUGACAGCACUUCUUGGAAUGAUCUUUCAUGUACAUCAUCUCUGCAGUGGGUCUGUGAAAGAAUACCAUAACUCUGUUGUACGCGUUGUUUAAAGUUUAUAUACUGCAUGUAAAUCAGUUACAUUUUUAACUUCUGCAUGACUGGUAUUUCUAUCUACGACUUAAGUGUUGCAUUUAAAUGAAUUAUCCGCUGCUCUUUUCUUUCUUUCUUUGUAAUUAAACCCUGUUUUCCCAAGGAAGAUAAUUAAUUCUUUGGCUGUAUGUGUACAAACACUGUCCAGCCAUAAUAUUAUGACCACUGACAGGAGAAGUAAAUAACGUUGAGCGUCUGAUGACAAUUCAGUGUUC